Messenger RNA from Etheostoma spectabile (orangethroat darter), 489 nucleotides. Its product is annotated as HLA class I histocompatibility antigen, alpha chain F-like. The coding region runs from base 85 to 462 and encodes 125 amino acids. The transcript is spliced from 2 exons. The record is from RefSeq and is a predicted model, not a curated record. Gene Ontology annotation, cellular component: external side of plasma membrane. NCBI's taxonomy places the organism in Eukaryota, Metazoa, Chordata, Actinopteri, Perciformes, Percidae. Gene Ontology annotation, biological process: immune response.
AGCGUCCCUCAGUGUCUCCUCCAGAAGUCUCCGUCCUCUCCAGUCAGCUGCCACGCUACAGGUUUCUACCCUGACAGAGCCCUGAUGUUCUGGAGGAAAGAUGGAGAGGAGCUUCAUGAGGACGUGGACCUCGGAGAGAUCCUCCCCAACCACGAUGGAACCUUCCAGAUGAGUGUAGACCUGGACCUUUCAUCAGUCCCAGAUGAAGACCGGAGGAGGUACGACUGUGUGUUUCAUCUCUCUGGUGUGGAGGACGACAUCGUCUCCAAACUGGACAAAGCAGAGAUCAGGACCAACAGAGAGAAGCCCACUGACAUGACCGUCCCCGUCAUCGCUGCAGUGGUUGUUCUCGCUCUCGUCCUCCUCGCUAGUGUGAUCGGAGUCCUAGUUUACAGAAAGAAGAAAGGUGAGACACUCAAACAGAGAGAUUGCCUCAUUUCUUUCUCAGUAUCUAGAUUUUAGACUUAAAAUGAAUCAUUUGAUCUAGAC